AUGCGGGAUCCGGGACAAGUCGUCGUCGACCUGGUGGUGAAAGCUCACAUCGAACGGUCUUCCUUUCCCCGGCGUGACGACCCGCUAUACCCUAACAACAAGGGUAUCAAGUGGGCUGCCGACCUUUUCCGAACGGUCAAGCUCUCGGCUCUGCCUGCUUGCACCUCUAUCGGAAAAGUGCUUGGCGCUAUCCAUGCUGGUGCUAUAUUCUCGGCCUUCCUAUACGAUACGGUCGCGUUGAGUGGUGACCUUACCGCCCAAACCACGUUUGUCGAACAAGCUGGCGCAACCAGAUUCGUUGAUAAUGCAGAAUCGGACGGCUUUUACAUUGGAUCCACUCAACCCCAGAAUUUACGACCAGAUAUUUUGUGA
Penicillium concentricum is the source of this 372-nucleotide messenger RNA. RefSeq lists its product as uncharacterized. Lineage: Eukaryota; Fungi; Ascomycota; Eurotiomycetes; Eurotiales; Aspergillaceae. Bases 1 to 372 code for a protein of 123 amino acids. The transcript is spliced from 3 exons. The record is from RefSeq and is a predicted model, not a curated record.